AUGCCUCCAUCGAUAUCUUCAGGCUCAGUUGGAGCGAUAACACGCCUGAGAUGUCCGAAUCUUACCCUCAAUCCCCGUUCCUUUAGCACAACGACCUCCCUAUCUUCAAUCGGACCAGAAAACCCCAGGUUUAUCGAAAUUCCUACCUCAGCACAACCUCAAGCACCCCCAAGAAGAGUAAUUAAAGGUGUCCUUCCGAUACCCAGAAAUAUCUUCCGGAAGAGCGAUGCGACCAAAAUCACACCACAAUACCUUGCUGCCACGAGCCCAAAGGCGAAACACAAGAAAGAACCACAAGAUGAUCACGUUGCUUGGAAACGAAAGAUGGCGGCUGCAAGGCGGAAGAAUCUUCAGGAAGGAUUGCUGUCAUUACACGCGAGGAAGCUGAAAUCGGACCGUAUGCUGCUGCACAAGAGCACCAUAAAACAGAAAUUGCGCGCCGAGAGAUUCAAUGCACCACAGAGAGAGGACGAACGAUUGACAAAUCCAACAAUCACAAAAGCUAUGAGCCAACUUCAAGUAGGGCACAUCAAUGACGCCAGGCGCGAGGAGAGGAUCGAGGAGAUGAAAGCCAGAGUCGCCAAGAAAGAAGCGAUCCGAGAAGAGGAGAGACAAAAUGCGUUGCAUACAUUGUACAUGCACGCUCGAAGCUUCAUUGUUAAUGAGCAACAGCUGGACGCCAGGAUUGAGGAGAUAUUUACUGAGAAACCAUUCUUCGGCUCUCAAGGAAACAACAUCUGGGAUGCACAGGGACAACCAAAAUCCGUGCAGGAGAUGUUGGCGGAAAUCAACAAAACCCAGAAGAAUGUGGUAGACAGAUAUGCAGGACCUGCGAUCAUUACUGGGAAGAGGAUGCAGAAGAUUGCCGAGGAGUUGACGGGUGGAAAGAUGGAGUGA
This is a messenger RNA of Glarea lozoyensis ATCC 20868, 897 nucleotides long. RefSeq lists its product as uncharacterized. The record is from RefSeq and is a predicted model, not a curated record. The transcript has a single exon. The coding region runs from base 1 to 897 and encodes 298 amino acids. NCBI's taxonomy places the organism in Eukaryota, Fungi, Ascomycota, Leotiomycetes, Helotiales, Helotiaceae.